AUGGGUGGCGAGCCCACGUCUUUUAACGAUCCUCCUGCUCGAUCGAGCAGCUGGAAAGCUGCGCAAUUUGCGGAACGGUUGCUGAUCACUCCGCUCGACAUCCCCGAUGCCGACGCGCCGGAGAUGAAGCCGGAUAUGACGCCGGGAAUGACGCUAGACGACCAGACUCUCUCAGCAUACGACACGGCGCCGCAUUUUCUCCUAAACGGCUCGCAACCGCGUGACGUCGACAUCGAGUCGCAGCAGUCGCGCCGCCAGCUGCAAGCCGAACGUCACGAUGACGGUUACGAACCGACGCGUGAAAUGAUCGAGAAUCCCGCCGCGUCGACGAAGACGAUAAAAGCGCUUCAAGUUGACACUUCGAACAAGACUGCAGGAAUCUCUUCCAGCGCAACGGCGACGGCUGGCCGAGCCGCAGCGGCGAGUGGAGCGGGCGAUUUCUCACCAUCGCCAGCGGAAAUGCUCGAUGGCGCCUCAUUCGAGCGCCUCACGCUCGUCUCUCCGCGAUCCACGGCGGACUUCGACUUCGCCAUCGCGGUCAAGAAUCUGGCUGACUCGGAUCGAGAAAACGACUCGUUUAAAAUUAAAGGGGACUUCGGCGAUUCCGACUCGGCAUAUGGCGACAACUUUCCCAUGAUGGUGCUCCCGCGCCGCCCACGCCGCGCGUCGUAUAGCGGUUCCGGGGAGAGCUUUCCGCCGAAAUCCCCGCCGCUCACCACGUCAAUCAAUUCAACCUGGCGGAGCAACGGAAGCAUCGCCGGGAAAGCUGCUAGUGCGUCCAGCUUCCUCAAUCGACCGCCAAUUGCUGACACCUCCGCGGGGCGCGGUUGGCGUGGCGCUUUGACCCCGCGGAGUGGUGCGUUGGGCCGGAGACUGUCUGUGCGGCAGAGCAGCAGCGACAUGUUCGAGCCUUCAGGUUCGGAAGCUGCCGGGCCUUCGACUUCACCGACUGAACACUCUGCUUCAGUCGCCCCGCGUCCUUCCUCUUCUGCCGGACGAAUCCCUCUGUUGCCGCACAGGCAGCACCAUCACAGGCGGAGCUUCAGCAUCUGCGCUAGUGAUUGCACCACCAGCAUCAGCAGCGGCAUCAGCGGCAGCAUCAGUGGUGGUGGGGGAAGCAGUGGCGGAGCUACCCCUCCGGAAACAGAUUAUUCAGCUGCUGGAUACCCGGCAGCAGGCAACACGAGGAACCCCACAACACCUUGUGCUGCCCCAGGUGGUGGUGCUGUGUUCUGCCCGAGCCCGAGAUGGGUUGGGAAGCGGUCCCCUGUGGCGUUUCAAAGGGAUGUGUGGAGUCAGCAGAGGGGGUGCCAGCAGGGUGAAAGGCAGCAUGCACGACGUCACUCAGUGAGUGAGAUUGACGGGUCGGUGUUUGAGGAGCUUGCGGUAGCUGCUCAGCGGCUGCAGGAGUAG
Closterium sp. Naga37s-1 is the source of this 1413-nucleotide messenger RNA. The record is from the annotation of a GenBank genome assembly. Lineage: Eukaryota; Viridiplantae; Streptophyta; Zygnematophyceae; Desmidiales; Closteriaceae.